CGAUCUUUAACAAUCCAACGUAAUACCAAGAAAAAGAAGUAUUAAAUAAAGAACGUUUCAAAAUAGUUAUGAAAAUUUAUGUAUAUUUAUGAAAAUUAACUGUAUUAUUAAUAAAUUAUAUUAACCAAAUGUAUUCAUUUUACAUCCAACAAAUUUUUGCUUUUGUAUUUUUUUUAGCAUCGACACAAGCUGAUGAAGAUGAUGAUCUGGAUAAAACUCGAGAAAAUUUCUAUCAUGCAAAAGAUAAGUUGGUAGAAUGCUUAGGUGAAUGGAGUUUCGCAUGUAGUAUUAUUGAUUCCGUAGAUCCAAUGCCAUCGUCAAUUGCUUGUAAUUUUAACGAUCUAAGAGUUUUACUAGUUGUUGGUGAAAGAACUACUGGUCAAAUUGAUGAUUAUUUAGCAAAAUGUAUAUGCUCACAAAAAAGCGCACCUUUGGCUGCUCGAGGUUUUAAAACAGUAGAAAUAUGCCAACAAACGAUAGUAAAAUGUGGUGAAACUUGGCGUAACGGGUUAUAUGAAGAUGUCAAAAAUUUCACUUGGCCUAAAAUAAAAAUGCCAAAUGCACCAAAAUUUCUAAAACCUUCUAAAUCGAAUAAAAAAAAUUCAAAAAAAACUAAAAAUAAUGAAACAGAAGAUGAAGAUGAAUAACAGAAGUAAAUUUUCAAUUCAUAAAAUAUAUUAUAGUCUAUAACUUUAUGUUACUAUUUCAUUGAAUAAAUAAAUAAUCAAAUAAUUAUUUUAA
Molecule: messenger RNA, 741 nt
Organism: Daktulosphaira vitifoliae (grape phylloxera)
Lineage: Eukaryota; Metazoa; Arthropoda; Insecta; Hemiptera; Phylloxeridae
Exons: 4
Coding region: 129-647 (172 amino acids)
Source: RefSeq, a predicted model, not a curated record